Messenger RNA from Punica granatum (pomegranate), 1949 nucleotides. The record is from RefSeq and is a predicted model, not a curated record. NCBI's taxonomy places the organism in Eukaryota, Viridiplantae, Streptophyta, Magnoliopsida, Myrtales, Lythraceae.
AAUACUAAUGUCCGUACGGUGCCCCGCGGCUGCCUUUUCUGAACUUUCGUUCCAAAGCCCGAAAACCAAACGAAACCUUUCUCCAUCUGCCCGACAUCUGCCCCCGACCGAAGCCUCAUUGCGUCGGAAAAUGUGAUUCUUUCACGCAAAACCAGAAGCCGAGCUCGCCGUAACACCAGCUUCGUUGGGUCGUCGGUCGUUGUCAUGCACGAUUGCAGUCGCGGGAGUUCACUCGCCUGAGAGGUAGAUAGAACGGAGCGGUCCCAUUUCUGUUCGCUCUUCUGAAUCUGCUUGUGUGAAGGAACCUCCAUGGACGAGAGGUUCGCGCAGGAAUUGGAUGUGGCCGUGAAGGCCGUCCACGUGGCCUGUUCGCUCUGCCAGAGGGUGCAACGGAGGCUGCUCUCCUCCGCGGCUGGAGACGCUGUCCUGUCCAAGGACGACGAUUCUCCCGUCACCGUAGCAGACUGGGGUGUCCAAGCAAUUGUCAGCUGGUUGCUAUCAGAAUCCUUUGGCAGUCAGAACGUUUCCCUUGUUGCCGAGGAAGAUGUCUGUGCUCUUUCUGAUCCCAGUUCGGUCAAGUUGCUGUCUUCAGUGGUGGAGGUAGUAAAUGAGUGCUUAGAUGGAGCAUCCAAACUCGGCCUCCACAAACCCAUUAAACCCCUCGGCACUUCAGAAGUCCUCGAGGCCAUUAGGCGAUGCAAUGCUAAUGGGGGCCCGCAUGGAAGAUUCUGGGUCCUUGACCCUGUGGAUGGAACCUUGGGUUUCGUGCGGGGGAAUCAGUAUGCAGUUGCACUAGCCUUAAUCGAGGACGGGCAAGUUGUUCUUGGAGUUCUUGGGUGCCCCAACUACCCGUUGAACAAAGAACUGUUGAGCUAUCAUCAUCAGCCACAUCAGAACCAAUCGAAGUUGACUUCGGGAUCUUAUGAUCUCUGGGAGAAGGGAUGUGUGAUGUAUGCUAAAAGAGGUAGUGGGAAGGCUUGGAUGCAACCCCUAGUUCCUCAAGAUGUGCAGGUUGAAUGGCCUUAUGAGGCUAAACUCAUUAGGGUUUCUUCUGUCGAUGAUCCGGCAAUGGCAACUUUCUGCGAGCCAGUCGAGAAGGCCAAUUCAAACCAGACCUUUACAGCAGGACUUGCUCAUACUGUUGGUCUUAGGAAGCAGCCCCUUCGUGUCUAUAGCAUGGUGAAGUAUGCAGCCAUAGCUCGGGGAGAUGCAGAGGUCUUCAUGAAGUUUGCGAGGUGUGGUUACAAGGAAAAGAUAUGGGACCAUGCAGCGGGAGUGGUGAUUGUACAGGAAGCAGGCGGGGUGGUGACUGAUGCAGGUGGGCGGCCAUUGGAUUUCUCGAGGGGUGUCUUCUUGGAGGGUCUAGACCGGGGGAUAAUUGUAUGCUGUGGGUCCACUCUGCAUGAGAAGAUUGUAGGGGCCGUUUAUGCAAGCUGGGAUUCUUCUAAUCUAUAGAAAUCUGGCUAGUCUGAAUAUAUUCGAUAAUGACGCGAUGGAAUUUCACUUCCACGGGAAAGGGAUCAUGGUUGCUGAAAGGGAUGGCCGACUCUCAUCUAUCAAACCACAUUUGAUAUUAGGUUCAUUCUUUUCCGAAAGGAAACGCCUGACUCUGUUUUAGGAAAUAGGAGGUUCCUUGUAUGACUUUUCAGGAGUAGGCAGUUAUAAAUCCGCGUCAGUUUCUGAACUGUUGAGCAUCUAGUUUUUGUGACUUUGCCCGAUAUCCUGUCCGGAAUACCGAGAACGGCAUCAAAUUCUCAAUGCCAGAGCCCAGGGAUAGAACUACAUGAUAUGUUUAUAUCUAUAUCCAUGACAAUCCUUCGGGAUCUCGAUCACUUUUCAAUCUCGGGUUUGCAGCAGCCUGAGUUUCUAAUUUGCAGUUCAAAUUUGGUACACCAGUAACAGAUUCUCCUCAUGAGUUUCUAAUGUGAUUGGUUUUUUAGUUGAGUUGA